GCGCGAUGGCAGCGCAGCGGCUGGGCAAGCGCGUGCUGAGCAAGCUGCAGUCCCCAUCGCGGGCGCGCGGGCCGGGGGGCAGCCCCGGGGGGCUGCAGAAACGCCACGCGCGAGUCACCGUCAAGUACGACCGGCGGGAGCUGCAGCGGCGGCUGGACGUGGAGAAGUGGAUCGACGGGCGCCUGGAGGAGCUGUACCUUGGCAGGGAGGCAGACAUGCCUGAUGAAGUCAACAUUGAUGAGCUGUUGGAGUUGGAAGACGAAGAGGAGAGAAGCCGGAAAAUCCAGGGACUUCUGAAGUCAUGUACGAACCCCACAGAGGACUUCAUCCAGGAACUGCUGGCCAAGCUGAGGGGUCUGCACAAGCAGCCAGGCCUCCGGCAGCCCAGCCCCUCUGAUGAUGGCAGCCUGAGCCCCCUCCAGGACCGUGCCCGGAUGGCGCCCCCCUGACCCUCAGCUGUGUGACCCCUCUGCACCCCCAACACACCCAGCUGUUUAUAAGUUGUAUUUAAUGGUUCUGUUACAA
Molecule: messenger RNA, 525 nt
Organism: Castor canadensis (American beaver)
Lineage: Eukaryota; Metazoa; Chordata; Mammalia; Rodentia; Castoridae
Gene: Ppp1r14a
Product: protein phosphatase 1 regulatory inhibitor subunit 14A
Biological process (GO): regulation of phosphorylation
Cellular component (GO): cytoplasm
Molecular function (GO): protein serine/threonine phosphatase inhibitor activity
Source: RefSeq, a predicted model, not a curated record